CAUCGCCAACUUUACUUUUUACAGUUUCGGUUUCUUCCUGAACUUUUCAACCUUUUACGCCUUUCUUGUUUAUUUGUGAAUUAAAUCAACAUGGGAGCUUGUUUGGCACUAGGAUCCCUCGCCAGUUGUGCGUCGUGUCUGUGCGGCUCGGCCUCCUGCCUGCUGUCCUCCUGCUGCCCGUCAGCCUUUAACUCAACCAUCACCCGGCUGGCCUUCUCCUUCCUGCUGCUGCUCGGCACGCUGGUGUCCAUCAUCAUGAUCCUGCCGGGCAUGGAGGAGCACCUAAAGCAGAUUCCAGGUUUCUGUCUCGGAGGAACCUCUGUACCAGGGAUAGAGAACAAGGUGAACUGUGACAUCAUCGUGGGUUACAAGUCUGUGUACCGCAUGUGCUUCGCCAUGGCCUGCUUCUUCUUCCUCUUCUCCAUCAUCAUGAUCCGAGUGCGCAGCAGCAAGGACCCCCGAGGCGCCAUCCAAAAUGGUUUCUGGUUCUUCAAGUUCCUGGUGCUGGUGGGAAUUACCGUGGGAGCGUUUUUCAUUCCAGACGGGAUCUUUAACACAGUGUGGUAUUACUUCGGCAUGGUGGGCUCUUUCUUUUUCAUCGCGGUGCAGCUCAUCCUCCUCGUGGACUUCGCUCACUCCUGGAACCAGUCCUGGCUGCUGAAGGCCGAAGACGGAAACUCCAAGUUCUGGUUCGCAGCUCUGCUCACGGUCACCGUCAUCUUCUACGCCCUGGCGUUCAGCUUCGUCGUGGUUUUCUACAUUUACUACACCAAGCCCGAUGACUGCACCGAGCACAAAGUCUUCAUCAGUCUCAACUUCAUCUUCUGCAUCAUCGUGUCCAUCGUGUCCAUCCUGCCCAAAGUCCAGGAAGCUCAGCCCAGCUCCGGCCUGCUGCAGGCCUCUUUCAUCUCGCUCUACACCAUGUACAUCACCUGGUCCGCCAUGAGCAACAACCCCAACCGUAAGUGUAACCCCAGCCUGCUCAGUUUGGUGACGGACCCUUCUGCGACUCCAGCUCCAGGACCGGCUCCCACCACGGCCCCAGGGUCCACCCAGUGGUGGGACGCCCAGGGCAUCGUCGGGUUGAUCAUCUUCCUGUUCUGCACGCUUUACGCCAGUAUCCGCUCCUCCAACAAUGCCACGGUGAACAAGCUGAUGCAGACGGAGGAGGGCCAGGGUCUGACGAGCGACAGUUAUGAGACCGGGGAGGACGGGGUCCACCGCGCUGUGGACAACGAGGAGGACGGAGUCACCUAUAGCUACUCCUUCUUCCACUUCAGCCUCUGCCUCGCCUCCCUCUACAUCAUGAUGACCCUCACCAACUGGUUCAUACCUGACGCCACCUACGAGACGAUGAAGAGCACCAUGCCCUCGGUGUGGGUCAAGAUCAGCUCCAGCUGGUUCGGCCUGGCCAUCUUCCUCUGGACGCUCAUCGCCCCGGUGAUUCUGUCCGACCGAGACUUCAGCUGAAAACAGGGUGACAGACGCAGCAGCUAUCAUGUUAGCAUGUGGCUAUAUACACCUAAAUACCGCUUUAGCUUCCAAUUGAUUGUAUUUACUUGCAUUAAGGCUGCACAAUUUGGGAAAAUUAACUAAUUGCGAUCAGGUUUAUUUAUGGCUUGAUCACUUUUUAUCCUUUUUUAUUAUUGAGUGUUUGAAGAGGGUUCGUGCCAGGAAAAUAUGAUUAUGGAUACAAUUUAUAGGCUGGGAUAUCUCUGCAGCUCCACAAAACUUAAUUUAAAGUUACAUUUAAACACAUUCUCAGCCUUAAACCAACGUUUCGGUUAAUUGUGCAGCACUAUUGUGCAUCUCCACAGCUAGAAUUGGAGAAUUUAACGGUUAUAUGCUUUGAUUUAUUUACCUGAAGCCAUUAUACUGAAUUAAAAUGAGCAGUUUCGCUGGAAAUCGAGCUUUAAUUCAACAGUAUGUUUCCGUUAAUCAACGUCAGGUCUUUUUCACACUGUUACAAUCAUAAUGAUCCAGCACUACCUGCCUUUUAUUGGACCAAAUCAUCUUCAAUGAUCCCAUUGAGGAGUUUAUAUCAGGUUAUGGUUGUUUCUUCUAUUUAAAUCAGGCUUUAUGGAAAGGUGUCGUCUAAGAUUGUUCUAGUUAUGCCUUCUUUUAUUUUAAUGACGCAGCUUUGUCCACUUUUAUACUGAGUGCCUUGUUAUAUUUUUAAAGUCUUGGGUGUAAAGUUACUUCCUUAAUAACAAGUAUGUUUCAUUAUAAUCGAUAAAGUUGUUUAAUGUGAUUGUGAGUAGCUUCCCUGUCCUGCAGAGGGCGCUGCUGCACAUCAAAUCAGACGUUUUAUCCAGCAUAAAAAUAAUAAAGUAAAUGAUCAGUUUAUCUGGUUUUACAUUUUAUUUUGAGUCAUAUUAAAUAGUAGUUUUCUCAGCAGACACAAGAUGAGAGAAUACUCAGACCUACACUAAAGAGAACACAUUGAAAACACAGAAUAAAUGGAUAUGAAACGGAAAUGUCUAUUUGUUUUGAUUAAACUACAGAGAAAACGUAUUCAACAUAUUGUCAUUUAGAAAAAUAAAUUGCAGAAAAAUUGGUAAAA
This is a messenger RNA of Eleginops maclovinus (Patagonian blennie), 2563 nucleotides long. Its product is annotated as serine incorporator 1-like. The transcript has 10 exons. Bases 91 to 1470 code for a protein of 459 amino acids. The record is from RefSeq and is a predicted model, not a curated record. Gene Ontology annotation, cellular component: membrane. Lineage: Eukaryota; Metazoa; Chordata; Actinopteri; Perciformes; Eleginopidae.